This is a messenger RNA of Prunus armeniaca (apricot), 1530 nucleotides long. NCBI's taxonomy places the organism in Eukaryota, Viridiplantae, Streptophyta, Magnoliopsida, Rosales, Rosaceae. The record is from the annotation of a GenBank genome assembly.
AUGGAGGCCGUGGUUGCUUCAGCUCCGGGGAAGGUGUUGUUGACGGGAGGUUACCUGAUUUUGGAGAGACCCAAUGCAGGCCUUGUUCUCAGCACCAAUUCUCGCUUCUUCGCCAUUGUCAAGCCACUUUACCACCAGCUCAAGCCUGAUAGCUGGGCUUGGGGUUGGACGGAUGUGAAAUUGACGUCUCCUCAGCUCUCCAGAGAAAGCAUCUACAAACUCUCCCUCAAAAAUUUAUCACUUGAAUACGUCUCUUCAAGUGACUCGAAGAACCCUUUUGUGGAACAAGCGGUGCAAUACUGUGUAGCUGCUGCCCGUGCAACAGUUGACAAGAACAAGAAAGAUUCAUUAGAAAAACUACUAUUGCAAGGUCUUGAUAUCACAAUUUUAGGCAGCAAUGACUUUUAUUCUUAUCGGAACCAGAUUGAAGCCCGUGGUCUGCCAUUGACUCCGGACGCAUUGGCUGCAUUACCUCCUUUUGCCUCAAUUACCUUCAAUGCUGAGGAAUCAAAUGGAGAAAAUUGUAAGCCUGAAGUUGCAAAAACUGGAUUGGGUUCAUCUGCGGCAAUGACAACUGCUGUUGUUGCUGCUUUGCUUCAUUACCUCAGAGUUGUUGAUCUUUCCUCCGUGCUUGAAGAUCAUCAACAUGAAAAAUACACUGCAGAUCUUGAUUUGGUGCAUGUUAUAGCUCAAACUGCUCAUUGCAUUGCACAGGGAAAAGUGGGCAGUGGGUUUGAUGUUAGUUCUGCAGUUUAUGGAAGUCAACGCUAUGUCCGCUUUUCACCGGAAGUGCUUUCUUCUGCUCAGGUUGCAGUGAAGGGAACUCCACUACAUGAAGUCGUUCUUGAAAUCCUGAAAGGAACGUGGGACCAUGAGAGGACUAAGUUCUCCUUGCCACCAUUGAUGACUCUUUUACUUGGAGAACCAGGAACUGGAGGAUCAUGCACUCCAUCAAUGGUGGGUGCUGUGAAAAAGUGGCAGAAGGCUGACCCUCAGAAAUCCUUGGAAACAUGGAGAAAGUUGUCAGAGGCAAAUUCAUCACUUGAAACACAACUCAGUACAUUGAGCAAAUUGGCAGAACAACACUGGGAUGAAUAUGAAAGCUUGAUAAAAAGCUGCAGCAUUCUCAAAUCAGAGAAGUGGAUACAACAAGCCGCUAAACCAAACCAAGAAGCAAUUAUUAAAGCAUUAUUAGGAGCAAGAGAUGCUAUGCUUUGGAUCAGGUAUCAUAUGCAUCAGAUGGGUGAGGCUGCAGGUGUUCCGAUAGAACCAGAAUCACAAACUAGUCUUUUGGAUGCUACUAUGAAUAUGGAAGGAGUUUUGUUGGCUGGAGUUCCUGGAGCAGGUGGGUUUGAUGCUGUAUUUGCUGUUACCUUAGGGGAUUCUGGAAGCCAUGUUGCAAGUUCUUGGAGUUCGUUCAAUGUUUUGGCCUUGUUAGUGAGAGAAGAUCCUCAUGGUGUUUCUUUAGAGAGUGCUGAUCCACGAACCAAGGAAAUUACUUCAUCCAUUUCUUCAGUUCACAUUGAAUAA